Molecule: messenger RNA, 8503 nt
Organism: Anthonomus grandis grandis
Lineage: Eukaryota; Metazoa; Arthropoda; Insecta; Coleoptera; Curculionidae
Product: ATP-dependent helicase brm-like
Exons: 29
Coding region: 217-5382 (1721 amino acids)
Biological process (GO): positive regulation of transcription by RNA polymerase II
Cellular component (GO): nucleus
Molecular function (GO): DNA binding; histone binding; ATP binding
Source: RefSeq, a predicted model, not a curated record
AAUUUUAGCUAUGGCUUAAAAGUCAAAACAAAAAAUAAAAAAAAAAUAAUUAAAACAUGAAAAUUUGUGAGAGAGUGUCGUGGGUUUUUAAUUAGGAUUUUCGGUAUUCAGUUAAGGAAACCGGCUUGGAGUGUCCUGUAAAGUGAACUGAUAUUGGAAUACUACAUAACAGAAAACCCACACGGACACCUUGAAGAAAUUGAUCAAACAUCAACAAUGAGCAGCUCAUCCCCGCAAAACAGCCCGAUGCCGCCGCCCCAAGCGCCCAGUCCCAUGGGACCUCCGGCACAUACGAGUCCCGCUCCUUUACAUUCCCCGCACAGUCCCUACCAGCAACCACCACCCAUGGGCACACACAUGAACGUACCACCUCCGGGGCAUUCUAUGGGCCCCAGUUUACAUCAGCCCCAUUUGCCGCCGACCAGUCAGUCUAGCGGGCACGGACCACCCCCACAUAUGCAGCAUUUAUCUCAUCAGCAACACGGCGGAGGUCCUCCCGGUCACCAAGUGUCGUCCUCUUCGUCCCACGGGCAUCCUCCUCACCAUAUAACUCAACAGCAUUCGAUGCCGCCACAAAGUCAUGGACCGCCACCUGGAGCGCAUCAUGGUCCACCGCCGCAAGGGCACCACAUGGUGGGAGUAUCGCUCUCGCAAGGUCUCGGACCUCCGUCAUCUCCCGGACACCAUCCGAUGCACUCGCCACCGCCAGUGUCUCAAGCUCACAACUCUUUACCACCACCACCACCUCCUCACGGACCUCCUCCUCACCAUUCACCACAGAUGAGUCAUCACAUGGGACCGCCGCAGAGUCAUUCUGCGCAGGCUCAUUCGCAGUAUCCAGGAGGAGGACAUGGUCAACAUAGAGAGAGCUCUCCAUCCCCGGGGCCACCGCCUCACUCUCACCCCCAAGGUCCGCCCCAUCCUCAACCCUCCCAUUUGCCGCCCCAUCUGUCACCUCAAGGGCUGCCACAUCUGCCUCCGCUGUCACACGGUCAAAACCAGACGAUGCAAGGUCAAAGUCAUCCCAUGCAAGCGGGACAUCCGAUGCAAGGUCACCUCUCACCUCAAGGUCAAUCGGGGGGGCAUCAUCCCCCGUCGCCCCAACAACAACACCCGCCCAUGCCCCAUUUGUCGCCCCAGGGACAUCCGCCCUCACAAGGUCACGGUUCGGGUGUCAGUCAAGGAGGGCACGCACCACCUGGACAUCCUUCGCCAACUCAUCGAACAUCACCAGGACCACCGUCCCAAGGACCCCCACCACCAGGACAGGAGAAUCUCAGAGCGUUGCAGUCCGCAAUCGACUCCAUGGACGAGAAAGGGAUGCAAGAGGAUCCCAGAUAUUCCCAGUUGCUCGCUUUGCGUGCCAGGGCCAACGGUACUGCCGCCCUAUCCCAAAUGCAAAUGACUCAGUUGAGGAAUCAAAUAAUGGGGUAUAGGUUCUUAGCAAGGAACCAGCCGAUACCGCAACACCUGUUUAUGGCUUUACAAGGAAAACGACCGGACGGUACCCUUUUGCAAACCUCUACUCCGCCACCCCCCGCUCAGGAGGCUCCGAGAGAUCCGUACGAUGAACCUGCGGCGGUACCGAUAUCGUUGCCGCCCCCGGCCGCCUCCCAUUUUAUGAGGCCGCCCGCCGCCCCACUUCAGGGACAGUACCAGCAGUUGCCGCCGCCUCCUCCUCCUCAGGUAUCUCACGGACAGCAGGUUCGUCAGCCGUACAAGCCGCAACAAACGAGACCCGGCAGCAUCCAACAUUCCAAGCAGGCACGAAUCACCACCGUACCAAAACCUCUUGGUCUCGAUCCGAUAUUAUUGUUACAAGAACGGGAAAAUAGACUCGCGGCACGUAUAGCGACGCGGAUGCAUCAACUGACCAACCUGCCCACCGACAUGUCCGAGGAGUUACGGAUCCAGGCGCAAAUCGAGCUCAGAGCGCUCAGAUGUCUGAACUUUCAGAGGCAAUUGCGUUCCGAAAUUAUCGCUUCCACUAGACGGGAUACGACUCUGGAAACGGCUGUAAAUGUAAAGGCGUAUAAACGAACGAAGCGACAAGGUCUCAGGGAGGCCCGUGCGACCGAAAAGCUCGAAAAACAGCAAAAACUCGAAGCCGAACGGAAACGGCGUCAGAAACAUCAAGAGUUUCUGAAUUCGGUGCUGCAACACGGCAAAGACUUUAGGGAGUUUCAUCGGAACAGCAUGGGCAGAAUUGGAAAACUUAAUAAGGCGGUGCUUAAUUAUCAUGCCAACGCCGAACGGGAGCAGAAGAAGGAGCAGGAGAGGAUUGAAAAAGAACGGAUGCGACGACUUAUGGCCGAAGACGAGGAAGGAUACAGAAAACUUAUCGACCAGAAAAAAGACAAACGUCUGGCGUUCCUUCUCUCUCAAACCGACGAAUACAUCGCGAGCCUGACGGAAAUGGUGAAGCAACAUAAAAUCGAACAAAGAAAGAAGCAACACGAGGAAGAAAGGAGGAAGAAGAGAAAACGAAAGAGAUUGGCGGCCGAAGGAGUGCUGAAUCAAGAGGACGACGAGGACUCUGACAAGCCGAUCGCGGUCAUAGAAAUGGCCACUGGUAAAAGAUUGAGCGGUGACGAGGCGCCGCUAAUGAGUCAACUGCAGUCGUGGCUACAACAAAAUCCCGGCUGGGAGAUCGCCGAUACCGACGACGAGGACGACGACGACGACAACGACGACGACGAGAAUCGUAAGAACGCCGAACCGAAAACGGACGAGGAUAAAACCAAAGCGUUAAUCAAGAAAGCCAAAGUGGAGGACGACGAGUAUCAUAAGAAAAUCGGCGAGGAACAGAGUUAUUACGGAAUCGCUCAUACGGUGCAUGAAAUUGUUACCGAACAAGCCUCCAUUAUGAUCAAUGGAAAACUUAAGGAGUAUCAAGUUAAAGGCUUAGAGUGGCUGGUUUCACUGUACAACAAUAAUUUGAAUGGUAUUCUUGCCGACGAGAUGGGCCUCGGUAAAACCAUUCAAACCAUCGCUCUGAUCACGUAUCUGAUGGAAAAGAAGAAAGUGAAUGGGCCGUUCCUUAUAAUAGUACCUUUAUCUACUUUAUCGAACUGGGUGUUGGAAUUUGAAAAAUGGGCUCCCUCCGUAAUCGUGGUGUCCUACAAAGGCUCCCCGGCUGGCAGAAGGCAAAUCCAAAGCCAAAUGAGGUCCACCAAGUUCAACGUUUUACUGACCACCUACGAGUACGUUAUUAAGGAUAAAGGCGCACUCGCUAAGCUUCAAUGGAAAUACAUGAUAAUCGACGAAGGUCACCGAAUGAAAAACCACCACUGUAAACUCACCCAAGUUUUAAAUACCCAUUACAUGGCCCCUCACCGUUUACUCUUGACCGGUACCCCACUGCAAAACAAAUUGCCCGAGUUGUGGGCCCUAUUGAAUUUCCUUUUACCGUCGAUUUUCAAGAGUUGCUCCACCUUCGAACAGUGGUUUAAUGCACCGUUCGCUACCACUGGUGAAAAGGUGGAACUAAAUGAAGAAGAAACAAUUUUGAUCAUCCGACGUUUGCAUAAGGUGUUGAGGCCGUUUUUGUUAAGGAGGUUGAAGAAGGAGGUCGAGUCCCAGUUGCCAGACAAAGUGGAAUAUAUUAUAAAAUGUGACAUGUCCGGACUGCAGAGGGUACUUUAUAGGCAUAUGCAGAGCAAAGGCGUGUUAUUAACCGACGGUUCCGAGCGCGGUAACAAAGGCAAAGGCGGUGCCAAAGCGUUAAUGAACACGAUCGUUCAGCUACGAAAAUUGUGCAAUCACCCCUUCAUGUUCCAGCAUAUCGAAGAGAAAUGGUGCGAUCACGUCGGUAUAGCCGGCGGAGUUAUUUCUGGGCCGGACAUUUAUCGCGCCUCGGGCAAAUUCGAACUCCUAGAUAGAAUUUUACCUAAAUUGAAAGUUAGCAAUCAUCGGGUGUUGCUUUUUUGCCAAAUGACUCAACUGAUGACGAUAAUGGAGGAUUAUUUUUCUUAUAGGGGUUUCGGUUAUUUGAGGUUGGAUGGAGCGACGAAGGCGGAAGAUCGAGCCGAUUUAUUAAAGAAAUUUAAUACCGAUAGGAAGGAUUAUUUCAUUUUCUUGCUGUCGACUAGAGCGGGCGGAUUAGGGCUGAACUUGCAAAGCGCCGACACCGUCAUUAUUUUUGAUUCGGAUUGGAAUCCGCACCAAGACUUGCAAGCUCAAGACCGCGCUCACCGUAUCGGCCAACAAAACGAGGUCCGAGUCCUCCGUUUGAUGACCGUCAACUCGGUGGAAGAAAGAAUUUUAGCGGCCGCAAGGUACAAACUGAACAUGGACGAAAAAGUAAUUCAGGCGGGCAUGUUCGAUCAAAAAUCCACCGGAUCCGAACGGCAACAGUUUCUCCAGAGUAUUCUACAUCAGGACGGAGAUGACGAAGAGGAGGAAAACGAGGUACCGGACGACGAAACCGUCAAUCAGAUGGUCGCGCGGUCGGUGGACGAGUUCGAGAUGUUCCAAAAAGUGGACCUGGAACGGCGCAGGGAGGAAGCGAAACUGGGCGCAACCCGUAAGCCACGCCUGAUCGAGGAAAAGGAACUGCCCGAUUGGCUGGUCAAAGAGGACGACGAGGUAGUGGUUUAUAUAAAAAAUCGAUCACACGUGGAUCCGUGGAACUAUGAGGAUUCGGAUGCUAUUAUGGGUCGCGGCUCUAGGCAUAGAAAAGAGGUCGAUUAUACCGAUAGUUUAACUGAAAAAGAGUGGAUUAACGAACUUGACGAAUCCGACGAGGAAGACGAAGAAGACGACGAACCGAAAAAGAGAAAGCGAGGUAAAAGAAGAAAGCGAGGAGAAGACUCUGAUAGCGAUGCCGGACCCAGUCUCAAGAAAAAAACGAGAGGUAAAACCAACGAGGAAAACAAGCUUAAAAAGCAAAUGAAAAAAUUGAUGACAGUCGUUACAAAAUAUACAGACAGCGACGGAAGGCUCUUAAGCGAGCCCUUUGUAAAACUACCCCCGAGAAAAGACUACCCCGAUUACUACGAGGUGAUCAAAAAACCCAUGGAUAUUGCCAAAAUAAUAUCCAGGAUAGAUGAAGGAAAAUAUACGGAAAUGGCGGAUUUGGAGAGGGACUUUAUGUUAUUGUGCCAAAAUGCCCAGAUUUAUAAUGAGGAAGCUUCGUUGAUACACGAGGACAGUAUCGUGCUUCAGUCGGUCUUCACAAACGCCAAAGCGAGGAUAGAAACCGACGGGGAGGAGAAAGACGAUGAAAAGUCGCAAGAUUCGCUGGCGAAAAAGUCGGACGCCGAAAACGCCGUCAAAAUGAAGAUAAAAAUCGCCGGCAAAGGGAAAAAUAACAAGGGCUCGUCGGGCAAGAGGAAGAGAGGCAAGAAACACAUCUCGGACGACGAGGAAGACAAUGAUUAGCGAGGAGGAUAUUUCUUCACGAUUAACUCCUCACAAAUCAUUCCUAAUAAGGUGCAUUUUUUACCUCUCUAACGCUUAAAAGCUUUAAAUAUUUUUUCCGCAGUAUUCAAUUCUAGUCUACACGUUAACAGGACGCGUAACUGCUAACAGAACUACACUCACCGCGACAAAAUUCCACCAGCCUGAAAUAUUGGCCAGGUUUGAUGUUUUAUAAUUUUUUAUCAGAUUUUCACGAUUUUUCCAUCAGUUUUUAGAUACAUUUGUUGUGAUUUUUUAAAAUCAUUUUGUAAAGUAGCAUUUUUCGAUUAGGCUAUAUUAUACAGGAGUAAAACAAACUGUUGUUUUUUCUCGUAAUUUCAAAAGACCCUGUCAGAAAAUUAAGGUGGACAAUUCUGUUUACAUACUGUUCCUUGUAAUCUUUGAUGUAUUCUAAACAUUUCGAUUUUUGAUUCAUUCCAUUAUCUCAUUUCUGCUGCGAGCUGCACAUUUUUUAUUAAAACGCUGAUUUGAAGCGUAUUUUUAUUAGGAGAAACAAACACUAGGUAUAUCAUAAAGGUAAUUAAAAAAAAACGAUUUUAAUAGCGUGUAUUUCCUCCUCUCGCAGCAGUCUUCGCGCCAUCGAAUGAAUAAGGUUUUUUAUUCUUUCUUGAGGAAUAGCCUCAUAUUCUUCGAUCAGCGCUAGUCGUAAGUCUUGCAAGGUUUGUGGUUGUAUAGGACGACGACGAACGGCCCUUUUAAGUUGAUCCCAAAGAUGUUCUAUUGGGUUGAGAUCCGGGCUACAUGCGGGGGGCCAUUCCAAUCUUGGGAGUCCAACUUCAUCCAGAUAUUCGCUCACUACAUGUGCAACGUGAGGUCUAGCAUUAUCAUGCAUUUAAUGUAAAUUGGUUCCCAAUGAAUGGAGCAAAUGGGACAACAACUUCUUGAAGGAUUUCCUUAAUGUAACGGUGGGCGGUUAGAGCUCCAUUUCACAAGGAACAGUAUGUAAGCAGAAUUAUCCACCUUAAUUUUCCUACAGGGUCUUUUGAAAUUACGAGAAAAAACAACAGUUUGUUUUACUCCUGUAUAAUAUAGACUAAUCGAAAAAUGCUACUUUACAUAUCUAAAAACUUAUGGCAAAAUCGUGAGAAUCUGAUAAAAAAUAAAAAAUUUAUAAAACAUCAAACUUGGCCAAUAUUUCAGGCUGGCGGAAUUUUGUACCGGCGAGUAUAUAUAGAUUUAACUGUUAUUUAGGUUUCUAGAUCUUUUUUCUCUUAAAACAUGUGGCCCAUCUGUUGAUAUACUUCCACUCUGUAAACAAUAAAAAACAAACUUGUUUAUGCGUACGUCGACAUUUCUACUUAUAUUAAGCCAUCCUCAAAGCAAUAAGUGGAAAAAAUUAUUGAGGAUGACUUAUAAUCGAAACGUUGACAAUUAAAAGUGAGGUCACUCGACUUCUAAUUUGCUGCUUUAAGUUCUAGCUAACCGUCAUAUGGCAACUGUGCCACUUUUAAAAUAUAAACUCGUCUUUAGGUGUUACUCGUAAAGUUAGACAUUUUUCCUAUUCUAGAUGUAAUUAGUUAAAUAUUUCUUGUGCAGGUCACGUUAUUUAGUUAAGUCAUUUGAUUAAUACACAAACCUUUAGGCGUUAUCGUUUUUUAUGAGAAGAUAUUUAGUACAACCUUGCUGCUGGCAUUUCUUGUUUACCCAUAACCUUUUUUAGAAAAUAUCAAUUAAACUCGUUUGUAUUCAGUUUUCUAAAUUUGGAAAUUUUCAAGAGCUUAAGGUGUGUCUAAAAGAACGAAAAUCAUUAGUGUACACACGUUUCUACUCUUGUCGUACAUAACAAAUUCGUGUAGUAUAUAACGCUUCACCUUACUAUAUAAUGUGUUCUUCGACCCCUGGACGAAUUACUUUACUACCCUUUUUGAGCCAAUUGAAUCACUCUAUUUUAAUAAACAAUUCAGAAACUCAUAAUUUAAUAUCCUUUUAGUAUUUUUUUAUUCCACGGCAAGGCUGUACUAUUUAAUGAAUAUAUUUUGAGAUUAAGAAAAAAAAAACGUAACUUAUGUGAUAUAUUGGGUGAUUUUUAUUUUUAGAAUUUAAUUUGACUUCAAAGUCGAUACGAUAAGUAAAUUUUUCUCGUGCCAUAAAAUGGAUUUUAACUAAUCGUUAGAAUAUAUGCUCAAUAUCUUCGCUUAAAGCUCUUGUUAUAUUUAUGACUGUGUAGGAGUAUUUUGUGAUGGCAUUAGUGCAUUAACUUCUUAUCUGAUGCAAUACAAGUGAAUUUUCGCACUACUGCACCUCAAAUUUCUCCAGGGAACCUUUUUCCAGACUAUAGGGUUGGCCAUUUUAAUAUAUGCACCUAAAUUACUCUGAAAGUAAGCGAGAUACAGAAAAAUGUUUAAGGUCAAAGUUGUUCAGGACAGAGGGAGACAUAAUGCAUCUGUGGAGGGGACUUUUUAUAGUUAAUCAAAGGCCAAAGUAUUUUUUUAAUUUUUGGGAACCCUUAUUUUUUGUAGCGGCUUCGAAAAAAUCGGGAAAUUUUACGUGUAAACUGAUGUUUUAAAUUUUGUUAUCGAAACUUUGAAAAGGUCAAAUUAAGGUCGGAACUUGUAACGUCCACGUCGUUAUUUCCGCAUUUAUGGAAUUACUCCAACCUGAAAAUGACCUUGAUAAUUGACCUCAUGGGCAAGAUGGUUAAGGUUAUUUAAACAUUUCUGCUUAAUUCACCUGUCCAAGAACCUUUUAUAUGUUUAAUUAAAACAGAAACAUUAAUAAACGGCUUUUUGUCAUUUGACCUCGAUGUUGCGAUAGCAAACAUCGAAAUAUAAACGUAAAAAUUUCCGCUCUUUUCAAAUCCACUACAGAAAAUAAGAAAUGACUCAAACAUUUAUCUGUAUCUCGACUUACUUUCGGAGCAAUUUUAGUGCAUAUAUUAAAAUGGCUCACCCUACAUAAAUUUGCCUGCUAAUUUAUUUGCUACCGACUGAAAGCGUAUUUAAAUCCAUUUUUAAUAUUAUUAUUAUUUACCAGGAUGUAGAUGAGGCUUUAAAAACUAGUUGCCAAUUUUCAGCUUUUAAAGCUUUAGUUAUAAUUUUUACUGUUAAGCUAUCAGCCCGUGUAAUACACCUGAUAAAUGUGG